GAAGCAGGAGGGAGGGCCAGUCUGCGCCUCUUCACUGCGAUGAUGAUGAUGAUGAAGAAUCCGGCUGAUACGGGACAUUUAAAGUUUGUAAGAAAGUAGGGGAUGAUACCACAUUGGCUCCACUCCCCCCCGCCGGUUCAAGCUCGCUGCAAAUGACUUGCUCUCGUCACAAAAUAGACCAAAAUGCUGCGGGUGGUCAGGUGUGCGUCAAUUCUAGCGCCACUUGAGAAUAAUUGCGCCUUGUUGUGAGCCCUCCCCCACCCCCCGCUCCCUGCCGCACUGGUUCCGUCUGGCUCGCAGUCAGCUGCUGCGUGUCCCGGGAUGACCUGUUGAUGUCGGCUAGAAUGGAGACUGGCAGGGGGAGCGAUUUCCCCCAUCACCAAAAUAUUUAAAUAAGCCACAUCUCGGUGCUUUUUUUCCCCUCUCGGAUAAAACGACGGUCGCAGCCGAGCUACCUCGCCCGCGUAGACUAGCCUUUGGUGGUGUGCGUUGGCGCACCAUGGCCCAGACCCUCCAGAUGGCGAUCCCAAACUUUGGCAACAAUGUUUUAGAAUGUCUGAAUGAGCAGCGACUGCAGGGGCUCUACUGUGACGUGUCAGUGGUGGUCAAGGGACAUGCCUUCAAGGCCCAUCGUGCUGUGUUGGCUGCUAGCAGUUCUUACUUCCGGGACCUUUUCAGCAACAGCGGCGGUAGCGGAGGCUGCAACGGCAACGAGGCCAGCCCAACGGUGGUGGAGCUCCCGCCGGCUGUGCAGCCUCAGAGCUUCCAGCAGAUUUUGUCUUUCUGCUACACGGGCCGUCUGAGCAUGACGGUUGGGGACCAGUUCCUCCUCAUGUAUACCGCCGGCUUCCUGCAGAUCCAACAGAUCAUGGAAAAAGGCACUGAAUUCUUCCUUAAGGUCUCUUCCCCCAGUUGUGACUCACAAGGUCUUAAUGCAGAAGAGGCUCCACCAUCCGAGCCUCAGAGCCCCGUAACACAGACCGCUACCAACGCGGCCCGGCCCGCUGCCAGCUUGACGCCCCUCCCCUUGGUGUACCGAGUGAAGACGGAGCAGCCAGCCAGCCAACCGGAAGCCGCCGCCGCUCAUUCGGUGGUCUGCACUCCCGUCGCCAAGCGGCUAUGGGAGGGCGGCAGCAGCCGUGACGGGGGCGGAGGAGCCUCCGGCGCGGGAGGAGGAGGAGCCAGAAAAGCGGCACGUUACUCCCAGGAGGCGUUACGGGGCAGUGCCAUCCAGAGCCCGGGAGCCCUCGGCUUGGCCAUGGGUAUGGGCGCCACAGCAACCAGCCUGGCCGGUAUGGUGGCAAGCAGCGGCGCUGCCGGCACCAACGGGAGCUCUGCGUCCGGCGUCGGCAUGUCAGAGGGUGCCAGCCCCGGCACCCUGAGUACAUACGCUAGUGACUCACCCAUCAGCUACCAUGAUGAUGAGGAAGAGGAGGAGGGUGCAGAGGAUUGUGCUGAAGAGCAGUAUAGGCAAAUCUGCAACAUGUACACCAUGUACAGCAUGCUCAACAUGGGAGCUGCAGCUGCUGGUGAGCGGGUUGAGGCCCUUCCCGACCACACAGAGACACGUGGGCGCAUGCGGGGCAGAGACCUCACGUGUCUCCCUGCAGAACUUAUUGCCCAGAUAGGCAACCGCUGUCAUCCAAAACUAUAUGAGGAAGGGGAUCCUGCUGAGAAACUAGAGCUGGUCUCAGGUACGUCUGUGUUCAUUUCCCGAGCCCAGCUGAUGAACUGUCACGUGAGUGCAGGGACCAGACACAAGGUGCUGCUGAGGAGGCUGCUGGCCGCCUUCUUUGACAGGAAUACGCUAGCUAACAGCUGCGGGACGGGCAUCCGCUCAUCCACCAAUGACCCGAGCCGCAAGCCCCUGGACAACAGAGUGCUGCAUGCUGUCAAAUUUUAUUGCCAGAACUUUGCCACCAGCUUCAAAGAGAGCGAGAUGAACGCCAUCGCCGCUGACAUGUGCACCAACGCCCGGCGCGUGGUCCGCAAGAGCUGGAUCCCCAAGCUCAAGCUGCUGAUUGCCGAGAGCGACGCCUACUCCGCCUUCCUCUCAGACGGCGUCAAAGCAGAGGACGACGCCCUGGGCGCCGACCCCACGUUCGACCCCGCCUCUCUCGAAGCCUCCGGCGGCGCGGGCGUGGAGUCGGGCGUCUCUCCGGGUGAAUCUCUCCCGGGCGUGAGCGGGGACGUCGGAGCGUUGUUUUGAGCGUCGCGAUGGCGGGACGUUAAGCGACACGCGCACAGCAGUAUUUCCCCGUUGUGCUUGCCUCACUCUCACAUCUUGACUGUCUAUACUACACUGCUACGGCUGUAACGGGACACCUGCUUUUCUUUUCUGACUACAUAACGGAGCUUGCGGAGGGCAGGGUCAGCGUGAGGGGACACCCGGCUGUCCUCUGCCUCUCCUCGUCUUUUAAGGUGUGUGAGCAUAUUCAUUGUUGCGUAUUACAUACAUUCCCGGUGGUCGUGAGUGGUGACGGAGGUGGAGGCGGCGGUAUGGAAUGGCAGGGGAGUAUGCGGUGGUGAAUGUAUUGAAUGUAAGGGUUGCUGACAUUUAUUUGAUUUUUUUUUAAAGGAAAAAGUGAACACUCUCCUCGCAUCUUCCACGUUUUCUUCACCCAGCCUCAAGUUGUGUCUUAUAUAAAGAUAUCCCCCUUUUUUUCUCCUAUAUUUUUAGCAAGCUGAAAGGUGAUCAGAGAGGCAGAAAGGGGCGGAGCUUUUCACUGAGACCAUUUUCAUGGAAUUUAAAGGGCAACAGGUAAUCAAAGAUGGUGAUAUUUUUAGAAGAGAAGCUAUAUUUGUACGAGCAGGGCGAGUCUUUGUCCGUGUUUAAACGGAGCAAGUCUCGGCCAACAAGGAGAAGUGCUGUUUUUUAACAGUAAAAGUCACCUAAUUGCAGGGCCCUUAAUAAUAAUAAUCAUAAUCAUAAUCAUAAUCAUAAUAAUGACCUUUGUUUGACGGUGCAGAGGGGUGAAGCGAGCAGUUGAACUGCUAGUUUUGAAGCGUUUCCUGAUUCCGCCGGCGCGACUGUUGACUGAUGACAAUGAUGUGCGGGGAAGUUACAGCCCAAAAACAUGGAGUCAUGUAGCGGGGGAGAGCAGGGGUGUCCAAAGUGCUGCCCCGGGGGCCAUUUCGGCUGUGGCAUUUUUUUUUUAUUAUUGGCCCCCAGCACAUUAUAAAAAUAUGAAGUAACAAAAAAAAUGUAAAAAUGGAAAAAUAAGUGGUCAUUUUACAAGAAUAAUGUCAAAAAUAUUAACAGAAAAAAGUUGCAAUCUAAUGUGAAAAAGAUGUAAUUUUAUGAGAAUAAUGUUGUAAUAAUAUGAGGAAAAAUACCGUCAUUUUAGUAGCAUAAAGUUGAAAUAGCAAAGAAAAAAAAACAAGCAAAACAACCAAGUUGUAAUUUUUGGAAAAUUAGGUUGCAGAAAAAAUGUGAGAAUAAAGUCAUAAUAUUAUGGGAAUAAAGUCAUAAUUACGAGAAGAAAAUGUACAAAAAGAAAGUUGAAAUAGUUGGAAAAUUUCAAAGAAAAACAGCAGAAAUGUAAACAAACAAAAAACAGCUGUAAUUUUAGGAGACUAAAGUUAAAAUAUUAAGAGAAAAAGAAGAAAGAAGUCGCAAUUUUAUGAGACUAAACUCGUCAUAUUAUGAGGAAAAAAUAGUUUUUGUUGUUGAAAUAUUAAAGAAAAAAAUAUUUUUCAAAAGUGGUAAUAUUAUGAGAAACAAAAUACAGUUGUAAUUGAUGGAAAAUGAUGUUGGGGGGGAGUUACAAUAUUAUGGAAUAAAGUCAUAAUAUUACAAAAAGAAAAGUCAUUAAGAUUAUUUAAUAAGAAGCUUGAAAUAUUUGGAAAGAAAAAGCAGAGCAAAAAUGGGGGGAAAAAGAGCAAAGACCAAAGUUGAUUCUAAUAAAAGGCUUUUUCACCUUCAGUAAAUCACCAGGUGGACACAAAAUAUCAGAGUGGCAAAGUUGGCAUCCUUUCGUUUUUCACUAUGUGGCUCGCUGGGGAAGGUUUGGACACCCCUGGAGUCGAGAAUGCCUCCUGAAGUGGUCGUACUUAUCAAUAUUGGAAUGUGCCUUUGGAAUUGAAAUCACUUUGCAGAAGCGUGGCAGGCAAGUCGCAAGCAAUACUGCAGUUUUUUCUUGGUACUACCUGUCAGCGUGUGUGACGGAGAAUCAGCCUUCUGGUCGGGUUUAUUUUGGACUUCCUUUCAUGUGAGGCAGGGUGGGGCUUUUAGACGCACCUUAGGGAGAAGAAGCAGUGGUUUGUGCACCUUAUUGAAGUGUAGCAAUCCCUCCCCCCCUUACAUCUGGUUAAAAGUUGCAAUGCUUAAAUUCUAAACGUCACUUCCUGUUACCCAAUCGAUGAGUGUGUUACUGCGGGGGUGUGUGUGUGUGUGUGUGUGUGUGCGUGCGCAUGGUGAUGUGCAAACCAUGCCUGUGUUAAGAUAAAAGGUGGUUUUCUUAAGACGGGUGCAGCGUCACUAUGCUGCUGCUGCUGCUGCGUCAUUCCUCAUCCUCUCAACAACCUCACUUUUGACGAUGCACAGCACGCUAUUCUCCUUUUUCAAAACCACAAGAAUGUGUGUGCUGGGAUGAAAGCGAACCCAAGAGAGAUGCAGUACUGUGGGAUUAAGCAGUAAAUAACUACAAAACCUCAUACGAGCACUCCACUUACCUCGACGGUAUCUUUCAAGACUGUUGUGCUUCCUGGUUGUUCACCUCCACACUUUUCUGUUGUUGUUACGUUGUUUGGAUUCAUCUCGCUGACUUUAUGGCGUCGUGGUUCUGGUGUCCUCCCACUGUUUCCUUUGGAGAAACGAUGACGUUCACUUGCGUUCACUAACCUCACACAGUGUGGCUAUGCAGAAAGGUAUAGUCUGUUUAUUAACUGCUAAGAAUUCUGUCUUUGUGUGGUGUUGUUUGUCCAACCUGAAAGAGGUCUUUCAGCAGCCUCACUCAUUUGUCUGUUUUUAUGUUUUUUUUCCCUACUAUUACAUAAAAAAACAAGUCCAAAUCUAACACAAACCGACCGCAGUUAUCCCUGCACUCGUUUCAGUAGCAAGGCACCCUUGCAGAAAAUGAUCAGUUUUGCUGCAUGCUUUGAAUGGGAGAAGGAGCGCCAUCGUGUGGACAAGUAUAAAAUAGCAUGAUUGCGUUAUGGCAUUAAGUGGCAAUUUCAGGAAUUCUUUUCUCGUUUUGGGGCAAAUAUGUCAGUUUUUGUGCAGCUUUUCAUUAUUUUUUUAUGUUUUAUAUAUUAAUUUUUAUUUUAUAUUUUAUAUAGUAUUAUUAUUUAUUAUUAUUUUAAAGCUGAAUAUCUUCUGGCAAAUUUCACCUAUAUUCAUUCAACACAGCCAAAUUGGCAAGAAAAGAUAAAUAAAAAUACGUGAAUGUGUGAACUGUCCAAAUGGAGUGCACUGCUUGGUUUCAACCAGCAGAGGUGCUGCUGAGUCAGUUUCAACUAGUUUGUGUUGGUGUCACAUCCACGUACAACUAGCAUACAAGGCUGGCAUGGAAAUAGGAGUUCAGAACAUUCAGAGAGAGAUUCUCCCAACUGUCAUUUCUUUUUGCAUUUGUUUUAACAGCUAAAAGGGAAAAUGCAUUGUUACAAAAACUUACAAAAAAAGCCCAUAUGAGCAAACACCCCCCUACUGGUGGCAGACAAGUAGUGCACGCCAUUUGUUUCCUCUUGUUUCUUGAAGAUUCAAGCAAUCAACAAUCAAUCCCAUGCAUUUGACAGAAUUCUUAAUGACAUUCUGCUUUUGCACUGAACGGUACGCAGAACCUUCAGUGCAAACAAGUCUAAAUAAAAGCCAUCUGUGGCGACAUGAAGCCACAAGUAACCGUAAUGAGGUCCUAAAUGACAUUGCAGAGAUGCAACGACUCUUCUAUAUUUACAUCUGAGUGAUGAGUCAUUGACUCACACUGCAAUAUUAGCUGUGAAUCUGCACUAUUUUUCAAAGGAAGGAAGCGUUUGCUUGCUUUUGCGUCAGCAGCCGAGUCACUAUAGCCCACUGUGCCCCCCCCCCCCCCCACCACACACACACACACACACUAGAAAAACACUGGUUUUAGGGUGACUUUUCAAUUCUCAUUAAGAAUCUGUGACAGUCUGUUUUCAAAAGCAGUGUUUUGUGCGUGUGUGCGUGUGUGUGUAUGUGUGUGUGUGUGAGCAAUGCAUUUCAUCAAAUGUGUUUACACAACAUGUAGACCUACACACUUGAACGGAUAAGGUGUGGCAUGGCAUGGAGAUCCUUGUGUCACACAAUGGUACAUAUAUAAAUAUGAUAUAUACAGUACAUGUAUAGAGAAAUACUGUACAUUAUACAUAGACACACGUAGAGCUAAGAUUGUUUGUUGUACACUCACAGCAUGAGGUAUAUACUGUAUUUACCCCCAGAAACGGCGCUGCUGCUGCUGCUGCUGCUGCUGCUUCUUCACGACCCGUGCAGUACUGGCUUGGCCUGUGUAACCCUUGUAGCGCCAGUCCACCUCUUCUUUCUGUGUUCCAAGUGCCAAUAACUUUGUGAAAGCCCUGUAACUGUGACCCGACAUUAUCAAAGGUAAUUGCACAUUAACACCUGUAAAAUACAUACAAAAGAUGAAUAAUAAAAUGUGUCCAAAUGAAUAUCUUAAUAAAAGAUUUGUAACAAUUUCUCUAGUCGGCAUGGUUUAUUGCAAAUUCAGACACUUGCCU
This is a messenger RNA of Dunckerocampus dactyliophorus (ringed pipefish), 6693 nucleotides long. RefSeq names its product nucleus accumbens-associated protein 1 (gene nacc1a). NCBI's taxonomy places the organism in Eukaryota, Metazoa, Chordata, Actinopteri, Syngnathiformes, Syngnathidae. Gene Ontology annotation, molecular function: DNA-binding transcription factor activity, RNA polymerase II-specific; RNA polymerase II cis-regulatory region sequence-specific DNA binding; protein binding. Gene Ontology annotation, biological process: regulation of transcription by RNA polymerase II. The record is from RefSeq and is a predicted model, not a curated record. The transcript has 8 exons. Bases 500 to 2209 code for a protein of 569 amino acids.